Messenger RNA from Drosophila gunungcola (fruit fly), 2246 nucleotides. RefSeq names its product protein-serine O-palmitoleoyltransferase porcupine (gene por). Gene Ontology annotation, molecular function: Wnt-protein binding; palmitoleoyltransferase activity. Bases 112 to 1701 code for a protein of 529 amino acids. The record is from RefSeq and is a predicted model, not a curated record. Gene Ontology annotation, biological process: Wnt protein secretion; canonical Wnt signaling pathway; protein palmitoylation. The transcript has a single exon. Gene Ontology annotation, cellular component: endoplasmic reticulum; membrane. NCBI's taxonomy places the organism in Eukaryota, Metazoa, Arthropoda, Insecta, Diptera, Drosophilidae.
AUUUUUCGGUAUAUAUUCUGUGGUAUAUUUAUGGCAUAGAUUUGUUGCUCCUCCGGAUUGCCGGGUUUUUCCUUGAUUCCCCUUGAUUGGAUUGGCGUUGAAUGGCCGGCCAUGGAUUACCAGUACUUUGAGGAGGAAUCGGACUACAUAGAUCUGGACGAGGAGGAGGAGCUCGAUGAGGAGGCGGUCGGCUUGGACUACACCUACGGAAAAGCAGCGGAGGUGGACGUGGAGGAGGAGGAUUACUAUGUGGGCGGCGAGGAGGAGGAGUUGCUGGACGGCUAUGGAGUGCUGGGCCUGCUCGAGACGCUGAAGAACUGCGUGGAGCCGUCGCUGCUGCAGGUGCUGCAGUACGUGGCGCCCAUGCUGCUCCUCUGCCUGCUGUGCCGCCUCCUGUGCCUGCUGUACUCGCAGCGCAGACGCCUCACCAGCCUGGCGCCGCUGCACUUGCUCCACUGCGCCUGCGGCCUGGUUCUGCUGCACUGCUCCCUGGGCCACCGCCUGCUGCUGCUUCUCCUGCUGGCCGCCGUGGGUUACCUGCUGCUCCAGCUGCUGCGACUGGGUCGCCGCGGAGCUCGCCUCCUGGCCAUCCUCACCGUGGGCAGCCAAUUCCUCUACGAGCUGCUCAUUUGGCGCCGCCGCAGCGACUGGCCCCAGCUGCGCGGCAUCCAGAUGGUGGUCAACAUGAAGCUAAUCUCGCUGGGAUUCGACCUUACAGCCAGCAGUGCUGGUGGUGGCCCACAGCUGCAGGCGAGGAUUCCCGGUCCGCUGGCCUAUCUGGGCUACAUCUACAGCCCGGCCACCUGCGCCCUGGGUCCCUGGGUGAGCUUCGCCUGCUACAUGGACUGCCUGGUGCCGCGGAACGGCUGGUUGGUUAGCCUGCGUCGCCUGGUGCCCAACGCCCUGCUCUGCAUCCUGGCCGUCAUCGUGUCCAAUUGCGUGGCGCCCGCGCUGAGUGACUUCUUUGGCGACAGCUCCCACUUCCUGGUCAUGUACUGGGAUGCGUUGAGCGUGCGCAGCAGCCACUACUUUGUGGGCAUCAUGGCGCAGGCGCUGCUGGUGGCCUCGGAUCAGCGAUUGGAUGGGAUCGGAGCCAGCAGCAAGGAGUCGGAUCUGCUUGGUCCGCUCGUGGCGCAGCCCUGGCGGAUCGAGUGGCCCAGGUCGAUCAGCUCGCUGGUCAGGAGUUGGAACAUUCCCAUGCACGAGUGGCUCAAGCGGUACAUCUACGCUCCCAGCAAGUUGGACGCCAGCAGCAGUUCCAGGGGACGCAUCCUGCUGGCCGUAUUCUGCACCUACCUGGUGUCCAGCCUGCUGCACGGCAUGGAUCUGCGCAUCUACCUGGUGCUCAUCUCGCUGGCCGUCUUCGCCGAGGGCGAAUCCCUGCUGAGGCGUCACCUCGCCACCGCCCUGGAUGCCUGCAUCUCGGCGAAUCACUGCCCGGGAAGGCAGCGGUGUCGCUAUGGCCACUGCCCCAGCAAGCGGGGCUGGAACUCCAUCUCCAGCUGGCUGGUGGGCAUGGCCAAUCUGGCCUUCACGGCGCUGGCCAUCUUCCACCUGGCCUAUCUGGGCGUGGUCCUGGUGGGCGAUGCCCUCGAGUUCGGCGAGGAGGCGGACAACUUCCUUUGGCACUGGCAACAGGCGGGCUAUCUGAGCCACUACAUCGGCGUGGCCACCUUCGUCCUCUACCUGUUCCUCUCGUAGAACAGAUAUGGGUAGGAUGCUAGCCCAUAUACUUGCCAUGACUGAUCCACACGUAUUAAUAUUUGUAAUCAUCUCUAAUCAUACCGCAUCAAUUUUUUGUACUUUUGUAUCUCUUCGUAUCUCGUAGUUUUUGUAUGUGUGUGUGUGUGUGUGCUGGGUGAAGUACUUAAUAUUAAAUCGUUCUGUGAAACUGAUGCACUGGCGCAACUUCAAUUUGGGACCCAGGAUAAAGUGAAAUGCUCAUGAUUUCGAGUGAGAUAGAUAGAACACGUGGCCAUGAAAUAGGGUAGAAUGGCAGGAAAAAUAAAUAUACUCAUAUGGCAUAGUUUUGAUGACUCAUAUAUAUAAAAUCUAAUCAAUAAUUACUACCUUUUUGUAUAUAAAAGUAGUUUUACUAUUUAAUUUAUAAAGAAGUGGAAAUAAAACGACUAUUCCGUACAACUCACUGUAAAAGUUACCAAUCUAUAUAUUUUCAGAUAUAAAAAUGCAAUUUCUGUAUAUAUUAGUUUUUUAAAAGCCUUAGUUUUUAACAAUUAAAAUAAAAU